This is a messenger RNA of Dermatophagoides pteronyssinus (European house dust mite), 1624 nucleotides long. RefSeq lists its product as uncharacterized. Lineage: Eukaryota; Metazoa; Arthropoda; Arachnida; Sarcoptiformes; Pyroglyphidae. The record is from RefSeq and is a predicted model, not a curated record.
UUUUCUUUGUUUUUUUUCUUGAAGUUUUCUUUUUUUUUGUUUUUGUUUAAAAGAUUUGAUGAAAAGAUGAGAUAAACAAUGUCGAAAAUCAAAUUCUUAUCAGUAUCCGCCGGUUGGUUCGAAUCAAUUGGAUUGAUUUUAAUAAUUGUAAUUAAUUUAUGUUUUGCCGAUGUUCAAUAUCAAACAGCAACAACAACAACAACAACAAAUCCAUCAUUAACAUUAGAAUGUCGUCAACAACAAUCAAAUUGUACUGAUAAUAUUUAUCCAAAUCUGAAUGAUUCACGUUUAAUGUUUCCAACUAAUUUGGAACAUGUUAAUGAUAUGUGCAAAAUGUGGAGCCAUUUUGUCGAUUGUAUUCGUCGUUAUAUAAGUCAUUGUUUUGAAGAAAAUCGACGACAAUUAUUUCAUAAAUCAGUGGAAAAUUCUAUCGAUACUGUACAUGCAAUUUGUAGUUCAAAAUUAUAUCAAAAAGAAUAUUUAUCAAAAGCAAAUUGUUUUAAACAAAUAUCGAUUGAUUAUUGUGGUCAACAAUAUCAACAAUUGGUAAAUAAUAUUGCCAAUCCAAUGGCUAAUGAUGAAAAUAUUUGCUGCACUUAUGCUCAAUUUAAACAAUGCGUAAAUCGUCCAUUAUUAGAAGAAUGUGGCCGUAAAGCAAAAAAUCUAAUGGAUCAUUCAAUGAGUUUUCUUAUAUCACGUUGUCAACAUUAUACUGAUAAUUUUAAUAGCCAAAUUGAAUGUCCAUCACUAUCGAAUAUCGAAUCGAAAAUCAAUUCGAAAAUUAUGAUCAAUGAUGAAAAUCAUCAUUCAAAUUCGAUUGAUUCGAAUUCAUUGAUUGAUGAUAAUCAUCAAUCAUCAUCAUUACCACCACCAGUAUAUCCUGAAAGUCGUGAAUGGCCUGCUGCUGAAUCAAUAAAUUUGGAUAGCAGCAACAGCAACAUCAAUCCGAACAGCGAUAUGAUCAAAACAAUUGAACAACAUAAUAAUCAAAAUAAACGUGAAUUAAUCGAAGCAAAUAUUGGUAAUGUUCAUAAUACAUUUGUUGAAGAUGAUGAUGAUGAUGAUGAAGAUAAUAAUGAUCAUCAUCAUAAUCCAAAUGAAUUACCAUUAAUCGAUCCAGAUAUGAUUAUCUAUACAAUGAAACCUGAAUCACAAAUAUAUCAAUCAUCAUCGGCGACGAUAAUAUUGAAUUAUCAAUGGUUAAAUUACAUUAUCAUCAUUAUCAGCCUAAUCAUCAAUACAUUUUUCAACUAGAAAAACAAACAAAAAAGCAUUAUUCAAAGCAAUAUUUAUGUUGUCUCAUUUUUCUUUUUUUCCAUUAUUAUCAAUGGUGGUGGUAGUUUUAUCCAAAUUUUAUAUCUAACUAAAAAUUCUUCAUUCAUUCAUUCAUUCAUUCUUUAUGAAAAUUAAUUGAUAAAUUCCUUAAUGAACUCUGCUAUUUCACAGAGAGAAACAGCUUUAAUCUUCCCAUCAUUUUUUUCCUCCGAAAAUGUUUCUAUCAUUCGUUUUACAUUUUGUUUUUUGUUUUUUUUUUCGUCUAAUCAAAUUCAUUCAUCCAUAAAUACACACACACACAGUGAGAUAAUUUCUUUUGAAAAUGUGGCUAAAAAUCAUCAUCAUCAUC